Colletotrichum phormii is the source of this 3012-nucleotide messenger RNA. Its product is annotated as amino acid adenylation domain-containing protein. Lineage: Eukaryota; Fungi; Ascomycota; Sordariomycetes; Glomerellales; Glomerellaceae. The transcript is spliced from 4 exons. The record is from RefSeq and is a predicted model, not a curated record. The coding region runs from base 1 to 3012 and encodes 1003 amino acids.
AUGGUUCCCUCGCGUUCGUUCCACUCGCUGGAAAACCUGUCCCUGGCGGACAGAGUUCUCUUCAACCAAUUCAGCAGAGGACCGAGUGAUGUGGUACCCUACCACGUCGUCCACCACGCCUUCGAGUCCAUCGCGGCAGCACAUCCUGACGCCACGGCUGUCCGACACUACGAUGGCACAAUUAUCACAUACCGGGAGCUCAAUCGCAGGGCCAACGUGCUCGCCAACGAGCUCAGAGGAACAUACGGCCUUAGGAAAGGAGACCGUGUAGUCCUCGUCUACUCUCGCUGUAUCGAAAUGGUCGUCUUCAUCUUUGCCGUUCUCAAGGCGGGUGGUCAGUAUGUCCCUCUCGAUGGUGGCAUCAUCCCCGAAGACACACUCGGCUAUGACAUCAUCGACUCCAACGCGCCGGUUGUCCUGUGCCUUCCCAAGUUCAGAGAGAAGGUGCUACGCAGCAUCCCCUCGGAAAGGCGGAACCUUGUCAGGGUGGUAGACCUCGACGCGAACAGUUGGCUGUGGAAGCACGGCAACAAUGGGCACCCCGGUGUCAUUGUCAAGCCAGAGGAUGGAGCCUAUGUGAUCUACACCUCGGGCACUACCGGGCGACCCAAGGGAGUGGAUGUGAGACACGAGGGCGUUACCAACACCCUUCUAGCGGAGCCCUCCAAGCUGGGCAUCCGCGUCGGAAAGAACGUAGCGCAACUGUUGAACGUCGGGUUCGAUAUGUGCGCGUGGGAGAUUCUCGGCACGAUGAUGAACGGAGGAACACUUCACAUCAGAGGCAGCGGCAAUGAUCUCUGGACGGAUUGCCUGCAACGUGUCGACAUUGUCAUCGCGACACCCUCCGUCGUCCUCAAGCGCAUGCCCAGGCGCGAGGACUUCCCCAACAUCAGGACCAUUGCAGUCGGCGGCGAGCCCUGCCCAUUGGCCCUCGCCGAGCUUUGGGCGCCCUACGUCAAGUUCUGGAACGUAUGCGGUCCUACUGAAAUCAGCAUUCUCAACACCGCGCACCUUCACAAGCCGGGCAAGACUUUGUCGAUUGGCAAGCCUAACCCCAACACCAACGUCUACAUUCUCGACGAAGAUGAGAACCCUGUCAAGAUUGGCGAACCCGGCGUCAUGUGGGCCGGCGGCCUAGGCGUUUCUAGGGGGUAUCUCAACCUGCCGGAGUUGACGGCACAAAGAUAUAAGGUCGACAAGUUCACAAAGGAUGGUCGUAUGAUGUUCAACACUGGCGACCUCGCCCGCUGGCUCGAAGACGGUAGCUUGGAGCCCCUCGGCCGGAAAGACGACCAGGUCAAGAUUUCUGGUUUCCGCGUCGAGCUCGAUGGCGUCUCCCGCGCUAUUGAAAAAUGCCCUGGCGUUGUCAAGGGAUGUGCGCUGAAAAUCGACGAUCGUCUGUGGGGCUUCUACUCUGCCCCUGCGCCGAUCGACGAAGCUCAGCUGAAGACUGUCGUCGGCGAGGGCCAACCGUUCUACGCCGUCCCGACCGUCUGGAAGUACCUCCCCGUCAUCGAGCUAACCCCCAACGGCAAGGUCGACAAGCGGGCCCUCCGCGACAUCGCCUCCGGCGCGGCCCAGGUUCCGCCGCCGCUGCCUCUGGCCGAUAUUCCGACGGGCAUGUCGACGCCCCAGGAAUCGUCGAGCGCCUCGACCAUCAAGACGGCCGCCGAGAAAGAGGAACAAGAGUACGAGCUCCCUUCCAAGAAGGGCUUCCACGGCUGGAGAUGGAUCCGUCACCGCGGACUCAAUGUCUACCGCAAGCUCUUUGGCGUCAUCUUCGUCUCCAACCUCGCUGUCUUCGUGUGGAUGCUGUACGAGAGCCGCAACAGCAACUUCUCUCUGCCCCUGAACCACCUGGCCACCGCCGUCGCCGCCAACCUCCUCGGCGCCGUUCUCCUGCGCCAGGACUACGUCGUCAACUUCAUUUUCUGGCUCUGCUCCCGCGUGCCCACCUCCAUUCCGCUCGCCAUCCGCAGACACUUUGCGCGUGUCUACCACAAUGGCGGCGUCCACUCGGGCUGCGCCGUCUCCGCCACCGUGUGGUGGGUCAUCUUCACGGGCGCUGCAACCGGUAGCUUCAUCGCGCCGCAGUCCCUCUACUCCGUCAACCUCAUCACCUUGGUCCUAACCUACCUCAUCCUCCUCCUUCUCCUCAUGAUCCUCGUCAUGGCCUACCCUACCAUCCGCGCCAAGAUGCACGACCAGUUCGAGUGGACGCACCGCUUCGCAGGCUGGUCCGCCCUCGCUCUCGUAUGGGCCCAUGUCAUCGCGACCGCGGCCUCCAUGUCCGCCGAACCCCUCGGUCCGGCCCUGGCAAAGACCCCCGCGCUCUAUCUCGUGGCCCUCACAUCCCUCAGCAUCGCGCUCCCCUGGAUGCGCCUCCGCCGCGUCAAAGUCGUCCCCGAGCCGCUCUCCAAGCACGCCGUCCGUCUGCACUUUGACUUCUGCACCCCGGGGCCAUGCACCUCGCGCGGCGUCCGCAUCACGGAUAGACCAAUGGUCGAAUGGCACGCCUUCGCCGCCAUCCCGGAGCCGAGCGGCAAGGGCUUCUCCAUCGUCGUCUCCAAGGCCGGCGACUGGACUAAGCGCAUCAUCGAGAACCCGCCCACCUCGAUCUGGACCCGCGGCACACCCGCCUCAGGCGUCCUCGCCGUCGCCCCCCUCUUCAAGAAGAUGGUUCUCGUGGCAACGGGCUCCGGUAUUGGUCCCUGUUUGCCUGUUCUCAUGGAGCGGAGGGUGCCCGCGCGCGUCGUCUGGUCGACCAAGAACCCGCUCAAGACGUACGGCCAGGGCGUCAUGGAUCUAAUUCUCAAGGCGGACCCGGACGCGUUGAUCUGGGAUACGGAUGAGCGUGGUAGGCCUGACUUGGUGCAGUCGGCGUAUAAUGUGUAUAAGGAGAGCGGGGCCGAGUGUGUUGCGAUUAUUUCCAACGGGCCUACUGUGAAUAAGUUUGUGUAUCGGAUGGAGGCGAGGGGAAUUCCUGCAUUUGGGCCGAUUUGGGAUUCAUGA